This is a messenger RNA of Nezara viridula (southern green stink bug), 910 nucleotides long. The record is from the annotation of a GenBank genome assembly. NCBI's taxonomy places the organism in Eukaryota, Metazoa, Arthropoda, Insecta, Hemiptera, Pentatomidae.
UAGUAGAUAAAAAGUUAACCAAUGUGCCAAAAGCACGUAGGUUCGUGUUUUCGUCUUGAGUUCAGUAUGGUUAUGAUUGACAUAUUGGUGAGUUGGCCCUUACAAGAGGCCUAACAAUAUGUGUUGGUUGUUUUGUGUCAGUGUAUUGUUUUUUACCUUAACGACUUCAGAUAGCACAUUAUUAGAUAAAUUAUCGAAAAUAAAAUGGCACUGCGCCGACGAAAAUUGUUCAGUACCGAUAUCGGAGGGAUAUGGUUUGAGGUUAUACAAUGGAGAUGAUCCAUUGAAGCUUAAUUUUAAUGCAAAUGACCAAUUUUUAAUUUUGGGAAAAACAAAUGAUGAUAAAUUCGAUAAUUAUUGGCUGGUUCAAACGGGUGAUAGAAAAGGAAUAGUACCAGUCCAAUUUGUUAAAGAAAGAAAAGUCAUCAUUAACAAAGGCGAACAAAUCAUAACAGAAUUAGAUUUGAGUUCUAUUAUUCAGCCAGUCCAGACAGAAAGAACUAUUAAAGAAGCAAUAAAGCCAUCCCCGCCGAAAGUUGUAGUUGACGGUACAACGUUACCUUCUUAUGAAGAUGAGCCUUCGGAUGUCGUAGUUGAAGAAGAAAGCGAAGAAGUUUACGAGUCCUCGAUACCGUUAGAAAAAGAAAAUCUAGUUUUUGGCACUUCUGGUUUCAGCGACACAAGUUCUAUCAAAAAUGAUAGUCCAGAAACUGAUGGUAAUCAACAAACCAAUCACUCAGGGACAAGUGAAGGUUUCGUCGGUGAUAAAGUAGCUAGUAUUGUUUCUCACAAUGUUGAUAUAACUGAAGGUGCAAACAGUGAUAUUGAAAAUGGUACCACUCCAGAAAUCAGUGGUAUUGUAGCGAGUCAAAAUUUUGCUAAUGAUGUAGUCGAGACUGUCCAUUGCUAA